AUGGCGAGUUGUAAAAUGCAGAUGAUUUUAGCUUUGUGCCCCUUUGUUAUGCUCGUUACAAUUCCUGCGACAUAUGGUUGGGGAACCGAUGGCCAUUCCAUCAUUUGUAAAAUUGCUCAGUCUCGGUUGAGCAAUGCAGCGGCGGAUGCCGUGAAGCAGUUGCUGCCGAAAUGGGUGGAAGACGAUCUCGCGGCCGUGUGUUCUUGGGCGGAUCGAGUCAAGUUCCGAUACCGAUGGUCGUCGCCUCUCCAUUUCAUUAACACCCCUGAAAUCUGCAGUUACCGGUACUCGAGGGACUGCACAGACGAAGAUGGAGUAGCCGACAGGUGUGUUGCUGGUGCAAUUAACAACUACACUUCUCAGCUUCUUACCUACAACUCUGCAUCGAACGAAGCUCAAUAUAACCUCACGGAAUCACUUCUUUUCCUUUCUCAUCUAAUGGGAGAUGUCCAUCAGCCAUUGCAUGUGGGGUUUGCAGCAGACAAGGGAGGCAACACCAUUGAUGUCCACUGGUAUAAAAGAAAGGCAGUUCUUCACCAUGUCUGGGAUACCAAUAUGAUCGAGACAGCUGAAGAGAGAUUUUAUGAUUCAAAUGUAGAUUCCAUGGUUGAUGCAAUUCAACAUAACAUCACGGGUGAAUGGGCAAAAGAAGUAAAAAGAUGGGAGAGCUGUAGUUUAAACAAGACAGCAUGCCCUGAUAUAUAUGCAUCUGAAGGCAUCAAAGCGGCCUGUGAUUGGGCAUAUAAAGGUGUCGAACAAAAAUCUGUACUCGAAGAUGAUUAUUUUCUGUCGCGGCUACCGGUUGUUCAUCGGAGGUUAGCCCAGGGGGGAGUCCGAUUGGCUGCAACUCUUAACCGUAUCUUUGGAUGAAAA
Messenger RNA from Hibiscus syriacus, 873 nucleotides. Its product is annotated as endonuclease 2-like. Gene Ontology annotation, molecular function: endonuclease activity; nucleic acid binding. The record is from RefSeq and is a predicted model, not a curated record. The transcript is spliced from 9 exons. Gene Ontology annotation, biological process: DNA catabolic process. NCBI's taxonomy places the organism in Eukaryota, Viridiplantae, Streptophyta, Magnoliopsida, Malvales, Malvaceae. Bases 1 to 870 code for a protein of 289 amino acids.